AUGUUGGUUAAUGGAAUCCUCGAAUAUGUCUCUCCUUUGUUCCAGGUUGUUUGGGUGGAGGAACACGACAAACGCUCGUUCCUGCUCGACCUGCUGAACGUGGCCGACAUGCACCAGCCAUCUGCCGAAAGCCUGACGCUAGUCUUCGUCGAAACUAAGAAGGGUGCCGACUCCUUGGAGGACUUUCUGCAUCAGGAGGGCUACCCGGUGACCUCCAUUCAUGGCGAUCGCAGCCAGCGCGAACGGGAGGACGCAUUGAAGCAGUUCCGGUCCGGAAACACGCCCAUCCUAGUGGCCACUGCGGUGGCGGCUCGUGGACUGGAUAUUCCUCAUGUCAAGCACGUGAUCAACUUCGAUCUGCCCUCCGACAUUGAGGAGUACGUCCAUCGAAUCGGACGUACCGGCCGUAUGGGCAACUUGGGCUUGGCCACCUCCUUUUUCAACGACCGCAACCGCAACUUGGCCAGCGGCAUGCUCGAUCUGCUAGUGGAGGCUAAACAGGAAUUCCCAUCGUGGCUGGAAGGCGUGGCGUCAGACAGCCGCCUAAUGGGCUCAGGCCGAAGAGGCGGCGGCAAGCGGUAUGGCGGCAACGGCGGCGGCAGCAGCUUCGGCAGCCGCGACUACCGCCAACAGAGCGGAAGCUCUCAGCGCUCAUCGAAACCCAACUCGGGCGGAAACUACGGCGGCAGCAGCUACGGAAACGGAGGCAUGGACCGCGCUAGUAACUUCGGCGGAAACUACAACUCCAACAGCAAGGACGACUGGUGGUAGGGGGCCACAGCAAACGGGGGGCGAACGACUAAACAGUGCAUAAAAAAUAUAUUCAGCUCUUGUACUAUUUAGAUUUGAGUACGACACAUUUAUUAACCAUUAACCGAAAUUGCGCUGAUUUCAGGAACUCGUCGUAGCAAUGCUAUAGCUCAUUGAAUAUCCACCAUAAAAAACUAAUGUGAAUAGGUUUAUUAGGGGGGCGGUCCAGCCGCUCAUUCGUAAUUUAUUUUGUUAAUUUGACCCCGCCGGUUUUCAUCUAUCACUUGCUUGCCGGCAUAUUUCACGUUUUUAUUGUCUAAUUCCCGAAAGCAUACAGUGCAAGGCCCGAACGAAGCCCCAGUCCUUUGGGCUGGUCGCUUCGCUUGGUCCCGCUGUAUAGUAAUGCAUACCGUUAUUACUGUAGAGCAUCAGAGUGGCAAAAUAAAGCAUUUCUAUUAGUUAA
Molecule: messenger RNA, 1213 nt
Organism: Dendroctonus ponderosae (mountain pine beetle)
Lineage: Eukaryota; Metazoa; Arthropoda; Insecta; Coleoptera; Curculionidae
Product: ATP-dependent RNA helicase DDX3X-like
Exons: 4
Coding region: 1-771 (256 amino acids)
Biological process (GO): cell differentiation; gamete generation
Cellular component (GO): nucleus; P granule
Molecular function (GO): RNA binding; RNA helicase activity
Source: RefSeq, a predicted model, not a curated record